Messenger RNA from Perkinsus marinus ATCC 50983, 696 nucleotides. Its product is annotated as thermitase, putative. The transcript has a single exon. The record is from RefSeq and is a predicted model, not a curated record. Lineage: Eukaryota; Perkinsozoa; Perkinsida; Perkinsidae. Gene Ontology annotation, biological process: proteolysis. Gene Ontology annotation, molecular function: serine-type endopeptidase activity. Bases 1 to 696 code for a protein of 231 amino acids.
AUGGCUGGCAUCAUUGGUGCUAUCAGAAAUAACAUGAUCGGUUUGGCGGGCAUUCUGGACAGUGUGCGCAUACUGCCCAUAUUCGACGGUGAAGCUCCGAGUUUUCCCGCAAUGGCGGAUGCUUUCACCUACCUGAUCAAUGAGAGGAAAGAUGAUGUGAAAGUUAUUCUCAUGACGGAAGGUUCCGAUUCAGAGAGUUCCAAAGCCGUUACCGACAAGAUUCAGGAAGCAAAUGCAGCUGGCAUGCUCGUUGUCGUCACGGCAGGGAAUAAGCACCGCGAUUUGGACAUAAAUCCAGACUUCCCUUGUUCCUUCGGCCGUUCACCCGCUGAUGGAGUGUUAUGUGUGGCUGCAACGUAUGGUCCCAACAUGCAGCUUACGGAUGGAAGCAAUUUCGGUUCAGCUGUUGACAUUGCCGCUCCAGGUAACGGAAUAGUUACAACUGAUCUCAAAGGGAAGUAUGCCACAGGUAAGGGCACUUCGCAUGCCGCCGCUAUUGUAGCAGGUAUAGCUGGGAUGCUCUACAGCCUUGAACCUUCUCUGAAGGCUAAGCUGACCCCUGCUUACAUCAAAAGUAUCAUCAAGGAUACGGCCACCCAAGGUGUCAAGGACAGUAAAGGGGUAGAGACCCUUACCUUCGGCCGCGUGAAUGCUGCGGCGGCUGUCAAGAAGAUACUUGGGAGAAAGAAGGUUUAA